Molecule: messenger RNA, 1126 nt
Organism: Synchiropus splendidus (mandarinfish)
Lineage: Eukaryota; Metazoa; Chordata; Actinopteri; Syngnathiformes; Callionymidae
Gene: ngdn
Product: neuroguidin, EIF4E binding protein
Exons: 11
Coding region: 21-974 (317 amino acids)
Biological process (GO): maturation of SSU-rRNA from tricistronic rRNA transcript (SSU-rRNA, 5.8S rRNA, LSU-rRNA)
Cellular component (GO): nucleolus; small-subunit processome
Source: RefSeq, a predicted model, not a curated record
GUAAUCGCUGGAAAUUCAAAAUGGCUGCCUCUGGUGACAACGACCUGAUAGAAAGCGAUUUGCCCAAAGCUGUCCAGCUGCUGAAUACUCUCACAGAGCAGGUAGCGUCCGUGACUGGUCAUGUUCAAGAAUUACUGACAAAUGUGAGAAAUGGAGGAUUUGACACGACAAAGGGCUUGUCCUUUCUGGAUCUUCGUUAUCACCUGCUGCUGUUUUACCUCCAAGAUCUCACCCAUCUCAUCAGCAUCAAGACAGUAGGAGGGAAGAUCAGUGAGAGCGAGGCUCUCAGCAGAAUAGUGACCGUCAGAACUGUUCUGGAGAAGAUGAGACCUUUGGACCACAAACUCAAAUAUCAGAUUGAUAAGUUGGUGAGGACUGCAGUAACAGGAAGUCUUGCUGACAACGACCCACUGCAGCUUCGCCCCAACCCAGAAAAUCUCACGAGCAAACUGAGUGAAUCAGAUUCAGAGAAUGAGUCUGCAAAGAAGAGCGCUGGCAACAAAGCGGCGCACUCUAGUGGCAGGAAAUAUGUACCGCCCAAGAUCGCAGCUGUGCAUUAUGAUGGCGACAUGACGGAAACGGACAAGAAGAAAGCCCUGUUGGAGCGUCAGAAAAGAGCAGCGCUGAGAAGCUCGGUGAUCCAGGAGUUACGGCACCAAUACAGCGACGCCCCCGAGGAGAUCAGGGAGAAGAGAGACUUCCAGAGUGAGCGGGAGAGUCGCGAAGAGAUUCACAGAAAGAAUUAUGAGGAGUCCAUGAUGGUGCGUCUCAACAUGCCAAAGCGUGACAAGAACUCCAAAAAGAGGGGGAUGCUGUCUAUGUCUCAGCAGCUGAGUGGCAUCACUCACUUCAGUGACAUCACAGCCCUGACAGGUGGCGACGCUGGCCAGGACUUCGACAACCCACGUCCCAAGAAAAAGAAGAAACUCAUGAAGAAGAAAACAAAGAGAAAAGCCUUCAAGAAGCACCAUUAAACCUGAGCAACUGCAGCUGAAACCUAUCUCACUGUGGAUUAUAAUUUGUGUAAUAAAAAUUCACACUUCAUUGUUGUCUUUUAUUGACUGAGUCAUUCCAUUAUUCUUCAGUUUGAUGUUUGCUGUUAGAGUGUCCUGUGGAGAGCAGAUAC